Molecule: messenger RNA, 414 nt
Organism: Helobdella robusta
Lineage: Eukaryota; Metazoa; Annelida; Clitellata; Rhynchobdellida; Glossiphoniidae
Exons: 1
Source: RefSeq, a predicted model, not a curated record
AUGGGUGAUACAGGUGAUACUGGAGCAUCGGGACCCAGAGGUCCUCCGGGUCCUCUUGGUCAAACAGGCUCUAUUGGCCCAUUUGGAUCUCCAGGUGUUAUUGGACCAACGGGUGCAACCGGUCCAAUUGGUGACACCGGGGACAGAGGGCAGAAUGGAUCUUCAGGUCAACCUGGUCAACAAGGACCUUCAGGGCCUCCAGGAUCAACAGGUAAUACUGGUUUGGUAGGUCAGCCAGGUUUUCCAGGGCAAGAUGGUUUACCUGGUUCUCCUGGUCAGCCGGGCUCACAAGGUCAACCAGGACGUCAAGGACCUCAAGGUAAUUCAGGCAAUACGGGAGAAACUGGAAACACUGGACAGACGGGAGCGGUAGGUCAACAGGGGCCUCAGGGAGAUACUGGUUCAUCAGGCUCC